AUGCCAAAACCCGACACCGUCCAGGCCGACGCGCGGCGCUUCCUCGACGAGCGCGGCAGCAACGUCGGCCUCGCGCCCAACGGGCUGAACCCCGCCAACAUCAUGGAGAAGGCCGUCAAGGACCGCAUCGCCGACAGCUACUUCUACAAGGAGCAGUGCUUCGCCCUCAACGAGGCCGACAUCGUCGACCGCGUCGUCGAGCACGUGCGCUUCAUCGGCGGCACCUCCGGCGCCGCCCAGCGACCCAGCCCCUUCCUGUGCCUCGCCUUCAAGCUGCUCGAGCUCGCGCCGUCGGACGAGGUGCUGGCAGAGUACCUGGCCUACGGCGGCGACCACUUCAAGUACCUGCGCGCGCUCGCGUGCUUCUAUCUGCGGCUGACGCGCCGCGCGGAGGACGUGUACCGCGCGCUGGAGCCGUACCUGGCGGAUCGCAGGAAGCUGCGGAGACGCGGGCGCGAGGCGGUGGUGCUGACGUACGUGGAUGAGUUUGUGGAUGAUUUGCUGACCAAGGACCGCGUGUGCGCGACGAGUCUGUGGAAGAUGCCGAAGCGUGAGACGCUCGAGGACCUGGAGGUGCUGGAGCCCCGCGCCAAUCUGCUCGGCGACGACAUUGAUGAGGAGGAGGAGGAGGAAGAGGGUAGCAGAAGCCAGAGCCAAAGUCCUUGA
Cordyceps fumosorosea ARSEF 2679 is the source of this 666-nucleotide messenger RNA. Its product is annotated as prp38. NCBI's taxonomy places the organism in Eukaryota, Fungi, Ascomycota, Sordariomycetes, Hypocreales, Cordycipitaceae. The transcript has a single exon. Bases 1 to 666 code for a protein of 221 amino acids. Gene Ontology annotation, cellular component: precatalytic spliceosome. The record is from RefSeq and is a predicted model, not a curated record.